AUGUAUUCUGAUUAUUCAGAAAAACCAUCUUUUUCUCCAACCAACUCUUCUAAUAAAAAAAUAGUUUGGUGGGUAGAAAAAGAAAGAAAGCCAAAAACGGACGAUAUAGGCGUUAGUCGUGAUUACUUAGAAAAAUUACGUGAUUUAUCGGUUUCCUUCUACGACUUAACGAUAACCGUGGGCUGGGAUGACGUUUUUAAAACCAUUGGUUCGGUGGCUCUGGCUGCUAGUUAUUUUACUCCAAUCGGUCCUGUAACUGGGGCAAUUACUGCUGGUGCUCUGGCUUAUGGAGGGACAGUAGAAAUUAUCGGUCAUGCUACCGAUGACGAGGACAUCAAGAAAGUCGGAAGGUUUGUUUGGACUAUGGCUAAGGAUGCUGCUAUCGACGGCAUUGCUGGUGCUAAAGUUGGAUGCGAAGCUUGGAGCAAAGCCGAAGCAGAAACUUACAGAGCUGCCGGCAAACCCUAUAUUCCCACUCCUGACCCCAAAGACACGAUUUUCUUUGCAAAAAAUGCUAAAUUUUUCGCCAAAG
Molecule: messenger RNA, 532 nt
Organism: Racocetra persica
Lineage: Eukaryota; Fungi; Glomeromycota; Glomeromycetes; Diversisporales; Gigasporaceae
Source: the annotation of a GenBank genome assembly